Melopsittacus undulatus (budgerigar) is the source of this 2640-nucleotide messenger RNA. It is a transcript of the gene PRMT8, whose product is annotated as protein arginine methyltransferase 8. The record is from RefSeq and is a predicted model, not a curated record. Gene Ontology annotation, cellular component: plasma membrane. Gene Ontology annotation, molecular function: protein-arginine N-methyltransferase activity. Gene Ontology annotation, biological process: peptidyl-arginine methylation. Lineage: Eukaryota; Metazoa; Chordata; Aves; Psittaciformes; Psittaculidae. Bases 181 to 1365 code for a protein of 394 amino acids. The transcript has 11 exons.
GGACCAGAACCAUAUUUCUACAGUUCACGGAGAUCUGAUGGAGUGUGGAUUUUACUUAAAGUAAAACAGGAGCUAGGAGCACAUACAUGAGAAGAUAUAUUAAGAAAGCAGUGUUUGGGGAUCUCUGAAAACACAAAUCAAAACACCAGCCCCGAAGCCCCAACCCCUUGGCUAGCUCUUAUGGGAAUGAAACACUCCUCCCGAUGCCUGCUCCUGAGAAGGAAAAUGGCGGAGAACGCUGCCGACAGCACCGAGGUUUGCCCCAUACCACCCCAGCCUCCUCAGCCUACUGUUGUUCCAAAGCCAGUUCAAUCUGUCAUACAUGUCCCAUUGCAACCAAGCUGCCCAGGCCGAGGCAAGAUGGCAAAACUCAUCAAUCCAGAAGAGAUGACAUCCAGGGAUUAUUACUUUGAUUCCUAUGCUCAUUUUGGAAUUCAUGAGGAAAUGUUAAAGGAUGAAGUGCGCACAUUAACCUAUAGAAACUCAAUGUAUCACAAUAAACAUGUUUUUAAAGAUAAGAUUGUCCUCGAUGUUGGAAGUGGCACAGGAAUCCUCUCCAUGUUUGCUGCAAAGGCAGGAGCCAAGAAGGUAUAUGGGAUCGAAUGCUCAAGUAUAUCUGACUAUUCAGAAAAAAUUAUCAAGUCGAACCACUUGGACCACAUAAUCACAAUAUUUAAAGGUAAAGUGGAAGAAGUUGAAUUACCUGUGGACAAAGUAGACAUCAUCAUCAGCGAGUGGAUGGGUUACUGUCUGUUCUAUGAGUCAAUGUUAAACACAGUCAUCUUCGCACGAGACAAGUGGCUGAAACCUGGAGGGCUAAUGUUUCCAGACCGAGCUGCUUUGUACGUGGUAGCAAUUGAAGACAGACAGUACAAGGACUUCAAAAUUCACUGGUGGGAGAAUGUGUACGGCUUUGACAUGACCUGUAUUAGGGAUGUUGCCAUGAAGGAGCCUUUGGUGGACAUAGUAGAUCCAAAGCAAGUGGUGACCAAUGCCUGUUUAAUAAAGGAAGUUGAUAUUUAUACAGUGAAGACUGAAGAAUUGGCAUUUACUUCUGCAUUCUGCCUCCAAAUUCAGCGUAAUGAUUACAUUCAUGCCUUGGUCACCUAUUUUAAUAUCGAAUUUACGAAGUGCCACAAGAAGAUGGGAUUUUCUACAGCACCUGAUGCUCCCUAUACUCACUGGAAGCAAACUGUCUUCUACUUAGAGGACUAUUUAACUGUGAGACGAGGAGAAGAAAUCUAUGGGUCUAUAUCCAUGAAACCAAAUGCAAAAAAUGUGCGUGACCUGGAUUUCACAGUAGACUUGGAUUUUAAAGGACAGCUAUGUGAAAUGUCAGUAUCUAAUGACUACAAAAUGCGCUAGCAAAAAACCUUUCAGAGAUGAAAAGGAGAAUUUUAUCAAGUCCUGAACUGCUGAACUUCAAGCUAGGAGCAACUUUUUACAAGAUCGUUAUACGAAGUACUAGAAUGUUUACCUGGAUGGAAAGCGGUAACCUGAUUCUUCUUGCAGAAAGUACAGGGGGCUGGGAUCCCACUGUGAAUGUACAGUAUACAGAACUGUAGCUUUUGUCAAACAUAUAGGAAAAUAAGCAGCAGUCUUGACUGUUCUGGUUAACUUUAGGACGGCAGAAGAUGCAUAUACAAAUUGUACUACUUACUGUGAAUUUCUGGUUCUUCCAAGCUUUGCAUGUUAAAGGUGAUUAGGGCAGUUUUCUCACUAUGGAAGACCACUACAGCACAUUACUGUGAUACUAUUACUGGACUUAUAUUCAAUAUAAAUGAAUAUAUAUAUUGUAUAUGAGAAAAAGAUAUCAUUUCAUAAUAGGGACUUGUUUUGUGAUUAUUUAAUUCUCAUUAUGCAGUUAUGGAAAGGUAAUGAUGUUGCCUCUGGCACUACUCUAGGCAGUGAUACAGUCCAUUAACUGUCCAAAGUUAUAGCUUUGGUAAAUAUUCCAUGCAAACUGUAGAUAAGAGCUGGGCAUUUAUGGAAAGUUCAAAAGCUAUCUUUUUGAAUGUUCUCUGGAAAAUGUGGACCAUUAGUUUUAAAAUUCACCUUCACAAAUGGAUGUCUAUCAGAGCUUUAAAAAAAAUAGCUUUUUAUCCUUGAAAAUAUUUUGUGGUGAGUUUUUAUAGGUGGAUUUUGCAUGAGAUCUUCUGAAAUCAGACAUCUAAGUAUUUAAAUGUGAUGAAUGCAGAGCCUCUGAAAUGGUGGCUAAUACAUGUUUCUUGGCCAUGCCAUACUUAAGUUCUUUGCAAGACUCUUAAUACAAAAUAAUAAUAAAAAAAAAGUAAAAUAGGAAUUAGUGUUUUCUUUUGGUGAUGUUUUAGGUAUGUUUUAAAUUGCAAAAACUGCUCUCAAGAGUGCAGUGAUUUGCAGGAACAAGCUAAUGUCUAUGGAAAAAAAGUCAAUGGCUUCUGAUAUUACUAAGAUGUCUGUAGCUUCCCCAUCCCCUUACACCACUUCUUCUUCUUACAAUAUCUCCUUCUUAUUGUUAAAAUAUUAACUGAUUAUAAUUCUUCAUAUGUAUCAAGUCUUUUUGCUAUAUGAAUGUUGACCAUUUAAUCACAUGCAAUUCGAGAAAACUGCAUCAUCGGUCCCAUCUACCUAUUUUCCAGUCUGCCAUUAGGCAUCAACUAA